Messenger RNA from Exophiala oligosperma, 573 nucleotides. RefSeq lists its product as uncharacterized. The annotation marks the transcript as partial. The record is from RefSeq and is a predicted model, not a curated record. Lineage: Eukaryota; Fungi; Ascomycota; Eurotiomycetes; Chaetothyriales; Herpotrichiellaceae. Gene Ontology annotation, molecular function: FAD binding. The transcript has 2 exons.
AUGAGCCCUAUCAAUGAGAAGUUGGUUCCAUCUGCGGACAAAGUAUCCUACGAGCAUGCUCAAGUCAUCGUCGUUGGUGCUGGUCCAGUGGGCUUGCUUCUCGCCCUAAAGUUGGCACAGGCAGGUAUUGAUGUUCUCAUUCUUGAAGCUGAGAAGCAAGUGCUACAAAGUCCUCGUGCGACUACUUACAUGCCAAUUGUAUUGACUGAACUGGAGAAAGUCGGCUUGUUCGAGGACAUCGAAAAAGCCGGGCACAAGAAUUAUGAGGGGAUCAGAUUUCGCAAGUCCCACGCCAAAGGUGGUGAGGUGCUGGCUCAAUUGAAAAUGGCCCAAGUACCCAAGGGAGCAGUGAAGUACAACUUUGCUGGGAUCCAUCUCGGGCAACAUACCCUGGCCGAAAUCAUUCUUUCCCACUGUGAACGAGAAAAGGUGCGGAUUCGGUGGAGUAAUCGAUUUGCAGGCGCCAAACAGUCCGGAGAACAGGAUCCUGUUACUGUCACCUGCGUGGGACCCGUGGGCGAGAACUUUUUUACUUGUGAUUACCUCGUCGCCGCUGACGGUGCUGGGAGCUCU